UCACAGCCAAAAGACCCGCGUAAGCCCUGUUUGCCUAGUUUGCCUUGGAUUUCCGGUAUGCCUCAACGCGAACAGCCACCUCGAGGCUCAACGCAUGCAAGCCGGCUGCAGAGGUCCUUCAAAAAGGAAAGUAGAGGGCGCUCGCCCUAGUCGCUUCACUAAACGCUAUAUUGUGGCAUGCUGCCGCCAAAACUUUGGCUCCUGUACUUACUAUCACUCCAUCCGAGCCCAGUACUUUACCUCAUAUUCACACAAUUGCCUGGCACUAGUUCCUAGCGCCGACCUCUCAACUUAUCACUACUGCAGUCCAACUCCACAUGGACAACAACACAUACUUUGGUGGGGGCGGCAAUAUUCGUGACCUGUUCAACGGUCAAGAGAUUGGCGUCGACAUCAAAGGUCAGAACGCUAUCGAACCAGCUUCACAAUAUCAAAACAACCAGCAGCUACUUUCGCCGACAAAGACACAGCGGCAUGAUUCGAUGAUCUCUUGUUCGUCAAUAGGCGGCACACCACGGCACUCGAUCUCUCACCAGGCUGAGGCUCAGCCUUAUGCCAACUUACACCAAGCAGCACACAGCCCCAACGGCUACACACAAGUUCCGGUGAACGGUGACAUGUCGCGAUCGGCUUCGCAAUACUCAUCAGCAUCUUCCGGUCAGCGUUCAUUCUCUCACUCCCUGCAGCGAGCGCCCCGCGGUUCAUCUGGAAGUAUCUUGGUUCCGACUGGGUCAGCAAUGUCCCGCUCCAUCUCGAGCGCGUCAGCAAGCCAACGCACGGCGCCUCAGCCUUAUCUGUUUCGAUCAAACUCCCAUUCCGUGCACUUUCGACCCCGACGGUCAUCUGACAUUUCGCCGAACAUGGAAUACGAGAAUUUUGCAGCGGCAGCGAUGAACCCAUUCGGAUAUGCGAUCAAUGACACCAUCGACGAAGGUAUGACAGAACAUGAGAAUGAGAGCAAGGCUUUUGGUCACUUUGGAUACGAUAAUGAGUAAGUUCCCUUCAAAAUAUUCAGUUUGCGAUCAACAAGCCAC
Molecule: messenger RNA, 1034 nt
Organism: Alternaria rosae
Lineage: Eukaryota; Fungi; Ascomycota; Dothideomycetes; Pleosporales; Pleosporaceae
Exons: 1
Coding region: 318-995 (225 amino acids)
Source: RefSeq, a predicted model, not a curated record